CACACACACACACACACACACACACACACACACGCACGCACACACACACGUCAUAUUGUUUUACCAUCCUAGACAAGCAUCUUCUGUUCUUUCUGUCAUCAUCACAUUAUAUAACAUCUAAAUACAAUAAAUAAUAAAAGCAAUAAUAACAACAACAACAACAACAACAACAUCAUAAACAACAACAACAAUAAUAAUAAAGCAAUUGAAAUCAUAUCUGAGUUCAUUCAUUAACUUGUCAUUUCAAAAAUAUUUGUUCCAUUUUAGGCGUAUCUUUGUUACAGCAAAAUUAUUACAUAAACUGACUGAUAAUAGAGAUAAAAUAACCAGAAACAAUAAUUUUAGAUGUUUGAUGAUUUGCUCAUAAACAAUAAAACACUAUUUGUUGUAGACAGGUAGGAUUGUGUAAGCCAUCUUUAGUUUGAGCUAACUGGCUCUGUUAUAAAAAACACAGAAGCGUUGAAUUGACAUGACUGUACCAAAGUUAUACUUCUAUGCAGUUACAACACUUCAUUUAAUAACUGAUCAGUUUAGCUCUGAUUUUAAGCGUUGUUUACGGUAUUUAAUGUUAUAUUUUAUUUCUGGAUGUGUACAGUGAUUUUGUAAACUCAUUUGUUUUAUAAUUUGUACUUUCUGAACUUUUAAUAUAGAAAUGCAACUCACGGUAUUAAUAACAAAUACAUUGUAACAAAAUAAGUUUUAUAAAUGUGUUUUUUUAUUAAUAUUACGGUACCUUUUGGGAAAUUGCCAGGCUCCAGUUCCUUGUGUGUAAACGAAGAAGGAAAAGCAAAUCGGAAAUGCUCUUGACCUCAAAGCUGGUGUUUUGAUCUUUGUCCAGGUGUGGUAGUGGCGCGUUUUGCCGCCCCCUGGUGGUGGAUCGAAGGAUUACAGCGUCCUGCCCUCGCCAUGCACGUGAGCUGUUCGUCAACCUGACAUUGACCUCUUGUGGUCAGGAGGGUUGCAAGUUUUAGUUUGUCGUCGGAGCGGAUAUAAACGUUAGGGACCAGAAGUGGAUGGAGAAAUGUGGUGCUACCAGAAACCAGGCUUUGAAGCCCAACUCCUCGCCGAGCUGCAGAGACAGCAACAGCGCAGCCAGUUUUGUGACACUAUACUCCAAGCAGGAGGUGUGUCAGUGCCAGCUCACAGUUGCAUCCUGUCUGCUGUCAGUCCUCGCAUGUCCUCUGCUCUGUCCUCCGCACCGAUGCCUCCUGCAGGACAGAGCCGUCUCCUGGAGUUCCAGGCUCUGGGCGCCUGCACCCUGCUUCACAUGGUCAGGCUUCUCUAUUCUGGAGAAAUGUCAGGAGAAGGGGAAAACGAGAAGCAGCAGGCCAUUUUUGCUGCAUCCAACCUGGGCAUCAACGGGCUGGUGGAGGUGACACAAAGUAAAAGCAGAGGGGGAGGAGAAGAGAUGGGCACGCACGUGGAGGUCGGAGUCCAAACGCAGGAGAACGAGGUGACACGUAGCAGGUGGAGGAGGGGGGUGAGGGAGGGGGUCACUUAUUUGUGGAAAGAGACGCCGUCAGGUGGUGGAAAAGAUGUGUGGACGCAAACAGAAGAGACAAACCUGCUUCCUCUCACUCUUCCAGCAGCCUCUUUUGACACGAUUGACUUGAGAGCUCUGCAGGAUUUAGGUCAGACUGAUUCUCAUCAGUUUGUUCCCGUUACUGUCCUCUACCCCCCGAACGAAAACCAAACCAUUCAGCUAUCCUGUGAUGCUUUCACAUAUCAGCAGGUAACAGCUGGGAGCACAUCUGUAGCUCCUGUGGUACCUUCGUACCCCUCUGAGCCUCCUGCUCUUCCUCAUUCCUCCAGACAGACAGAACCACAGAGCCACUGGGAUGGUCCCCAAGGAGGAAACGUCCCCACAGCUGAGGUGUGGGAAGACGACCAGCUGGAGCAAUUUGAAGGGAACCUCGCUGGAUUCCUCAACUACUUUCUGAGCCAGGAGAGCAACCAGGGCACCCGGAGGGGGAGAGCAGUGAGGAGGCAACGAGGAAGACCGAGGGGAGGUGGGACAAGAAGGCAGUCAACUGGGAGACCCAGAGGUAGGCCGCCAGGGAGGGGCCGUAGGACGUUCACUCAAACGGUGGAUGUGCAGGAGGUGGGGGUGAGCAAGCAGCAGAAGUUGUUACUGGACAGGGGGAGCCUGAGGGCACAUACGAUGGGUCAGGGUGGAGGAGCUGUAGGCAGGAAGCUGUUCCUGGAGACCAGAGGGGCUUUCCAACCAGCCAGGAAGUGCCGGAGAAUGAGAGAUCGUAGCAAAGUGUUGGAGGUCAGCCAGAGAGGGGGGAGAAACCCCCAGCAGGACACCCCGAAGCCGUUUAAUCAGUUCUACCCUGGAUCUUCGUCUGCUGCCUCUGUUCCACCUGCGGCAUCGUCCUCCCUCCGUACCACCCACUUCCCAAACACCACCCUUUCUCCUCAUGAGGCCCAGUCGGAACCCAUGGACCGUCUUCUGGAGGAAGUCAUGAUUGGACUUGAUAUUUUACCAAACAGCAGCAAAGCUGCUAACAACACGACAUCUAAAGAAAAAACAAAGGCUCAUGUGACGGAGGCCCCUGGCCAGCAGCAGCAGUGUGAGGGGGAGCUGAGUGAGAUCCUGGAAAACUUCCUCAAGUCCUUUGAGCAGCACGUUGACAGCUGUAACACCACACAGCAGAAUGAAAGGGACGAUGGGAGUUUAUCAGAGGGCCACAUGGUUCAGAGCAGAUCCAGCACAGCCCAGACUAGUUCUCACUCGUCUCGCCCACGGAAAACACGCAGACCGGUCAGUGGCUCUGAGACGUCUGAGCCCCAAUGUGAAGCAUCAUCUCAGAGCCUCUCACUGCUACACAAAGUCGUGUGUAGCCGCUCUGCUUCCUCCAAAAGCAUGGACAAAACUCAGGAGAAAGCCAGAACCAAAAGAAAAAGAAGAACAAAACAAUAUCUGCUCUCAUUAGAGAAGAAGUCAGUGAAGAAAUCGGCGUCAUUGACUACAAUAGAGGCCACCGUUGUUUCUAAGCUGGUGGACCAUCAGCUACAGCAGAAGCCAAUGGUGAGACUGGAAAGGAGAAAGGAGAUGCUGCAGGAACAACCAUGUCUCAGUCAGAAGGACAAGAGUCCUUUCAAGGCCAAGUCCCACGUGUCAUCAGGAAAAUCUUCUGAAGGCAUUUCUGGAGAGAAUUUGCAAGACUAUUUCCAAACAAAUUUUUAUCCAAUCAGGAGCAGGGUUAGAAGAGGAGAAAUUAGGGACAUUUCGGCUUUUGUCGACAAUCCACUUCCAAGAAGGCAACAUAGCCCCAGACAAAAAAGGCUUCUCAGCUCAGCUAAAGAUGGGAGCACGCUGGUUCAGCCUCAGCCUGUGGGUUCCUCAUGUACCGAUGAGCAGUCAGAGAAGAACCAAAGAGAAAAUGUAGAUUCAACAACGCAGGCACAGGAAGAGACUCCUGCAAGGACGGGGGAAAAGAGAAGCGCAGGAUCUGAUGGGACCAACGAGGGAUCUCCUCUGAAUAAGAAGAUUUUGUUAAAUCAGAUGACACCUGAAACCUACACACCAAGCUCUGAAGCUUCAUAUUUCAUUCCUGCUGCAGUGGCUUUGCAGCAGGUAGAAACCGUUUCACUGAAGAGUUUAAGUCUUCCAGAUAAAAGUCCACCUAAAGAUUCAAACGAUAAAGAGAGGAGAAGCAGAGAUGAUGGGAUGACUGUCGUAAAAGAAAUGGAGGUUCCUGAAUCAGAACAGGAAAAGCCUUUACUGUCACAUGACUACGGAGAGGAAUGGAUUGGAAAACUGGAAGAGGAUGAGGACAUCGAUGUGGUCGGAGGUUCAAGCCCUGUCCCUAAUCCAGUGGUGAUCUGCUGGACGCUGUCCUCAGACGAAGAGAAAGAGGAUGGAGACGAGGAAAUUGACGUAGUUGGAGAUAAAAUGGACAGCCCUUCUGUCAUCGUCUCUAAUGUGAGUAAGAGUGAACCUGAAUACAGAAAAGAUGAGGUGUUCUCCCAUUAGCUAUCAGUUAUGUCCCUUUAUCCCCCAGAUUCAUCUGAUUUAGCUACAGAGCAGGUUACGCAACACCCGUUUUAUUUUUAUUGUCUUGUUUUAUGCGAGGGAUUUUUGUCUUAAUUUCACUGAAAUGGGAAACAACGAGCUACGUUGUAGCUUUAGAAAGAAAAGAAAAGAACAUGCUUUAUAAGCAUGAACCAAAAUAGGUUUGAGUUUGAAAUGUGUCAUUUAUGGACAGAUAGUUAUUUUCACCUAUCUGGAUGAGUAAACAAUUACCCAAAAUAAGUUCCUUCAUCUGGAAAAUUUAGAUACAUUUUUUACAGUUUGUUGAGUAAAAUUGUUCACCAAUGUUUGUUUUAACUGUCAAACAGUUUAGAGAGAUUUAACGUCACAAAAAUCAGGUUUUGUACAAUCCGAAUCAGACGUUUUAGUAGUUGUACGUAUGGCUUUGAUGGAUUAGUUGUGAAGGACUGAUGUGUCUGCCUCUGUUCUGCUACAGUUCAUGAAUGUUUAUAGAAAUGUUUGUUUUCCUUGUUUUAAUUGUUAGCUUGUGUUUGACAGUGUUCACUUGUCUAUGAUCGGAUUUCAUAUUAAAGCGCUUAAGAAACGACCACGCCUUUGGUUGUAACUCUUCUUCACGUGCACAUCCUUGGAAACCAGACUUUUGAUCAGGAUUUGCUGUAAUAAGAAACAGUCAGUGAUGCUGUCUGAGAAAAUAGGCCAGUUGCAGAGGAGCGUUUCAAAGGGAGAGAAGUGGACGACUCCACCUUUAUGUUGAAAUCAUCCAUGAUCUCAGUGACAUUCCAU
This is a messenger RNA of Nothobranchius furzeri (turquoise killifish), 4783 nucleotides long. RefSeq lists its product as uncharacterized. Gene Ontology annotation, molecular function: protein binding. The record is from RefSeq and is a predicted model, not a curated record. NCBI's taxonomy places the organism in Eukaryota, Metazoa, Chordata, Actinopteri, Cyprinodontiformes, Nothobranchiidae. Gene Ontology annotation, biological process: positive regulation of transcription elongation by RNA polymerase II.